Molecule: messenger RNA, 3488 nt
Organism: Poeciliopsis prolifica (blackstripe livebearer)
Lineage: Eukaryota; Metazoa; Chordata; Actinopteri; Cyprinodontiformes; Poeciliidae
Gene: yes1
Product: YES proto-oncogene 1, Src family tyrosine kinase
Exons: 12
Coding region: 394-2028 (544 amino acids)
Biological process (GO): cell differentiation; cell surface receptor protein tyrosine kinase signaling pathway; innate immune response
Cellular component (GO): extrinsic component of cytoplasmic side of plasma membrane
Molecular function (GO): ATP binding; signaling receptor binding; non-membrane spanning protein tyrosine kinase activity
Source: RefSeq, a predicted model, not a curated record
UCUUUGGCCUCAUUGCCUCUCUUCUGUACUAGUCCUGCUAUUGUUGUGUGUCUUUUCUGGGCGACCCUCACCUACCGCCGGUGAUUCCUCACACUUAACCUCGCGUGUUUGCCGCAACGUUAAGCGGAGCUCAGUGUCCUUUGUGUAGGGAUACAAAGAGGAGCCUGGUGAAGGACUUAUAGGGAGCUGGGGAAGUAGUUAAUCGGCAUGGGACAGACGGAAGACUGAGAUUCCUCGUUCAGAGCGCUUGUGUCGCCCGUUUCCUCCUAUUUGGAUUCUUCCACGAGAAACUACAAAACGCCUGGUGUUGGAGGACAGAAGGGGGGGAAAAACGACCACAGGACGCAUGUAGCCGACGUACGACGCUGCUAAGGUUGGUUGUAAGGCUUGACGAUGGGUUGCGUCAGGAGUAAAGAAGCCAAGGGCCCAGCGCUGAAGUACCAACCUGAUAACUCCAAUGUGGUGCCAGUCAGUGCUCACCUGGGCCACUAUGGUCCAGAGCCCACAAUCAUGGGUCAAUCACCAGCCAUGAAGACCCAGAACAACAGCCACCCGGCUGCCCUCGCACCUUUUGGUGGAGUUUCUUCGGCCAUGACCCCCUUUGGUGGAGCCUCGACAUCGUUCACUUCCGUGACUGUGAACAACCCCUUCCCUGCUGUGAUCACAGGUGGAGUGACCUUUUUUGUCGCCCUCUAUGAUUAUGAAGCAAGAACUUCAGAUGAUCUGUCAUUCAGAAAAGGGGAUCGCUUUCAGAUUAUCAACAACACGGAAGGUGACUGGUGGGAGGCCCGCUCCAUCAACACUGGAGAGAAUGGUUACAUCCCCAGCAAUUAUGUGGCCCCAGCCGACUCCAUACAGUCUGAAGAGUGGUACUUUGGGAAACUGAGCCGAAAAGACACUGAGCGUCUCUUAUUGCUACCAGGAAAUGAAAGGGGUACUUUCUUAAUAAGAGAGAGCGAAACAACAAAAGGGGCCUACUCUCUCUCUUUACGUGACUGGGAUGAAACAAAGGGAGACAACGUCAAACACUACAAGAUCCGCAAGCUGGAUAAUGGGGGUUAUUACAUCACUACACGAGCGCAGUUUGUGUCACUACAGAUGCUGGUGAAACACUACACAGAACAUGUGGACGGUCUGUGCUACAAGCUGACCACUGUGUGCCCGACGGUGAAGCCGCAAACUCAGGGACUUGCUAAAGAUGCCUGGGAAAUCCCCCGAGAGUCUCUCCGAUUGGACGUCAAACUGGGACAGGGCUGCUUCGGGGAAGUCUGGAUGGGCACAUGGAAUGGAACCACUAAAGUGGCAAUUAAGACGCUGAAACCAGGGACCAUGUCCCCAGAGGCGUUCCUGGAGGAAGCUCAGAUCAUGAAGAAACUCAGACACGAUAAGUUGGUGCCGCUUUACGCCGUGGUGUCUGAGGAGCCUAUUUACAUCGUCACUGAGUUCAUGGGUAAAGGUAGUUUGCUGGACUUUCUGAAAGAAGGAGAUGGAAAACAUCUGAAGCUUCCGCAGCUGGUGGACAUGGCUUCCCAGAUCGCAGACGGCAUGGCCUUCAUUGAGAGAAUGAACUACAUUCACAGGGACCUCAGAGCUGCCAACAUUUUAGUUGCGGACAACCUGGUCUGUAAGAUCGCAGACUUUGGCUUGGCUCGACUCAUAGAGGACAACGAGUACACGGCUCGUCAAGGUGCUAAAUUCCCCAUCAAGUGGACGGCCCCAGAAGCCGCUUUGUACGGUCGCUUCACAAUCAAAUCAGACGUGUGGUCGUUUGGAAUACUACUGACAGAGUUGGUAACAAAGGGCAGAGUUCCAUAUCCAGGCAUGGUGAACAGAGAGGUACUGGAGCAGGUGGAACGCGGUUACCGCAUGCCCUGCCCCCAGGGCUGCCCAGAGUCGCUGCAUGAGAUGAUGAGGCAGUGCUGGAAGAAGGAGCCAGAUGAAAGGCCAACGUUCGAAUACAUCCAGUCCUUCCUGGAAGACUACUUUACAGCUACGGAGCCACAAUACCAGCCUGGAGACAACCUCUAGUCCUGGGAUUUAGGUUAAACUCUAAGGUACAUUGGUGGAAAUCAAAAAAUUAUUUUUACACAAAAAAGCAAUUUAAAAAGUAGGCCAUGACAACACUGGCAUCUGAAAAUGAUUGUCCCUGAUGUACAAUGGGACCAAGUGUGCAAAUGGUUAUAUUAAGCUCUGGGAAACUAUCAAAAUAAAUUCAUGUGAGCUGGCCAUAACACUGUGAUACAAACAGACAGAUGGACGUGUGUUUUUUUUUUUCCUCUCUAAACUUUUUUAAAUGAUGGUUUUCUCCCACCUUCUUACAAAUUCCCUUUUUAUUGUUAAGUCAGAUUUUUUAAUCUGAAUCCAGAUCUUUUAUAUGAACUAUUGUUUGGUUUGAAUCCGUAAGUGGAUUAAGGACGUCUUUCUAAGCGACCAAUAACUGGUUAACUUGAGUAUGUGAUUUGAGUGUAAAGUAUGUGGCUAAUUAAAUAAAAAGGUCUGCUGAAUGGAUGUAAGAAUGUACUGAGAGAUCAAAGCUGAUGUACAUACAGUUUAUAUUAAAACCAUAUUUUUAGCAGGUGUGACCAGAUGGACAAUUCAGGAUAAGAGCUUGGUUUUAUAUGAUUUUAACUUGAACUGAAAACUCAGUUUUUCCUUUUUUGCCUUUCGUUUUUUGUCAUUUUAAUUUGGUAAUCCUAAAACAACAUUUUGAUAAUUUGCAUAGAUCUUUUUUUUUUCUAAUCUUUUUUUAAAAGGAACAAUUUCUAUGAAUGAACUUUGAACUGUGCAAUUAGGGGAAAAAAAAUCUGAUUUAAUUUCUCAAAUUUUCAACUUCACUAAUAAACUUUUUUUUUCUUUUUUUGCUUUGAGUUGCUCACAAUUAAAUAUCAGUUUCAGGAAGCUAAUUUAUUAGCAACAUACAGGGAAGACUUUUGGUAAAUGUGUAAAAAAAAAGACCUUUCAAAUAAGUUUAGCUCUUUUAUUUGUUUUUUUUAAAUAAAUAUAUAUUUCUAGUUGGUGUUGAAUUUCUAAUUGGCAAUUUAUGACACCCAAUGUAGGGUGGAUUCAGGAAUUUACAUUUUGUGGCUUCCCUAAAGAUACCUAACAAAUUUAUUUAAUUUUAAAAGUCACAUUUAUUUAUUUAUUUGUUUUAGAUAAAUGAUAUACUUUUUAAAUUGAUCAAAACAUUGAGGAACGUUUAACUUUAGCUCAUAAGUUCCUGUUUUUUUUUUUUGGAGCACAUGACUUUACAUUUUUAAUAAACUCUCUUCAAAAUGGGAAAGGUGCGUGAACAUGGUUAGUUGGUUAGUUAUUGUAACCAAGGUACAACUUGGUUACAAUAAGUCACAUGUAUAUUCUUAGGAACGUCUCCAGUCAAAGCAAAGUUUAAAAUGACAGAAACUGUUGCAGGUUUAUCAUUCCACUCUCACACAGCGAGGAUGAUGGGAACAGAGGUUAAAAAAUAGAAAUCUUCAAAAUUCUACUGUUAA